AUGAAAUCCCCAAUUUGUAUUCUCUUGGCCAUCCUGGGCAAUGUUUCGGCAUGGGAUUAUACUCAGGAUUUCGAUGACGCUGUUACUAUUGGCAUCAAUGCAUUUGACCGAUAUCAAACAAUGAUUGGUGGUGGAUGCUCAGGUGCAUUCGGGGUUGCCUGUCAACAAUUUGGAUCCGAGGGCCUUUCCUCUGUAAAUCAGCAAAAGGUGACCCAAAUCCUCUUUGACGAGAAUAUCGGUGCACUUUCCAUAUUACGGAACGGUAUUGGUUCCUCUCCGGGUACCACAAUUUUGCCGGAAUGUCCAGCCACCCCAGCUGGCCCAUUUAACUACGUCUGGGAUGGAAACGACAACUGCCAGUUUGAACUGACGAAGACGGCCCUGGAAUACAACCCAAACCUCUACAUCUAUGCAGACGCGUGGUCCGCACCUGGUUGCAUGAAGACUGUCGGAACUGAAAAUGACGGUGGCUAUGUCUGCGGUGUUCGCGGAACUAACUGCACUCACGACUGGCGUCAGGCGUACGCGGACUAUCUUGUGCAGUAUGUCAACUACUAUAAGCAUAAUGGGGCUUCCAUUUCCCUUCUCGGAGCAUGGAAUGAGCCUGACUUCAAUCCAAUUACCUAUGAAAGUAUGCUGUCGGAUGGAUUUCAGGCUAAAGAUUUCUUGGAGGUGCUGUAUCCUACGGUGAAAAAAGCUUUCCCGGAACUGGAGAUUAGUUGUUGCGAUGCAACCGGAGCGAGACAGGAAAGAAAUAUCCUCUACGAAAUACAGAAGGCAGGCGGUGAAGACUUGUUCGAUGUUGCGACGUGGCAUAAUUACCAGAGCAACCCCGAGAGGCCGUUCAAUGUGAUAAACAAAGCAAAUAUCAUGACUGAAUGGGCUGAUGGCUCGGGACCAUGGAACACCACCUGGGAUAUGACAGGCCAGCUCGCUGAAGGCCUUCAAUGGGGACUGUAUAUGCACAAUGCCUUCGCCAACAGCGACACCUCUGGCUACACUCACUGGUGGUGCGCGCAACAGACUGACGGGGACAACGCACUCAUUCGACUCAACGGAGACAGUUACGAAAUUUCCUCGCGGCUUUGGGCCUUUGCAUCAUAUUUUAGGUUUUCUCGACCUGGGUCUGUACGCAUUGCUGCAACGAGCAACGUGGAAAAUGUAUACGUGAGUGCCUACGAAAACAAAAACGGCACUGUGGCGAUCCCUAUAAUCAAUGCUGCACAUUAUACAUAUGACGCGAUUAUCAACUUAGCUGGGGUUAAGGCGAGUAAGAUCAGUGCAUAUUUGACGGACAAUAGCCAUAAUGUUAGUUUGGUCGACCAGUUUGAGCUUCGGGGGAACACUCUCAAGGUAAAUCUUGAGCCAAGGGCGAUGAAGACUCUCUGGUUGGAGUGA
Messenger RNA from Penicillium atrosanguineum, 1398 nucleotides. RefSeq names its product high-affinity nicotinic acid transporter-like protein. The record is from RefSeq and is a predicted model, not a curated record. Gene Ontology annotation, biological process: sphingolipid metabolic process. The transcript is spliced from 4 exons. Lineage: Eukaryota; Fungi; Ascomycota; Eurotiomycetes; Eurotiales; Aspergillaceae. The coding region runs from base 1 to 1398 and encodes 465 amino acids. Gene Ontology annotation, molecular function: glucosylceramidase activity.